GCUUUAACUCUGGCUAAAUGUGUAUUUCUGCGUUCAUAACCGUGUACAAAUAUUUAAAUGUUGCUCAUUUUGUUUUCUUAAAUGUAUAUUUAAACAGCUCAAGUGUACUUUGCCGUUACCGAGGUAGCACUAUAUAUAUUUACAGACUGUUGUUUACCGCCAUUCAGCACCAGGUGGCGGUAUCUUUCCGUUGUCGCCAGGCAACAGGAGCCGCUGGUAGGAGUGCACACGGUGCCUGAUCCCUGUGCGUGUUGGGAAAUGAUCAUUUCUAACCUGUGUGCAGGCAGAGGGAGUGUAGCUGUGUGGACCGGACUGUUUUACCAAGGGAAUGCAUUCACAAGAUUUUAAUCGUUUCGGAAACUGAAGUGGUCAAUGCCAACGAUUCCUCCGAGGGCGAUGGGCUGGUGUGCGGGUGAGCUAACGUGAGAAACAGCGGAGGAGAGGAGCCGCACAUGGGAGCUGUGUCACCCGACCUUAUCUGCGUUUGAACACUUUGACAGAGACAUGUCUAGAGACAGCAUGACAGAUGUACGAGGAGCCCAUUCACACAAUGCCAGCUCCGCUUUGCCCAAGGAGAACGGACACACGGUGCCCAACUUUGCCCACCCCUCAGCGGGGAAAGUGCCGGAUGAUACCCCGGUGUCCUCGACCAGCGAGCUGACCCAGACUUGGGUUCACCUCGCUAAAACGUUUGUGCUCAUCUUCCCCAUUUACGCACUGGGCUAUUUUGAGUUCAGUUUCAGCUGGCUGUUGAUCGGACUUGUUAUCUUUUUCUGGUGGAGGAGGAACACGGGAGGGAAGAACAGCCGGCUGAGCCGAGCUCUUGCUUUCUUUGAGCAAGAGGAGAGAAGUGUGAAGCAGAGUCUGACCACCUCUGAUCUGCCACCAUGGGUUCACUUCCCAGACGUGGAGCGAGUGGAGUGGCUAAACAAGACUGUGAAACAGAUGUGGCCCUACAUCUGCCAGUUUGUGGAGAAACUCUUCCACGAGACGAUCGAGCCGGCGGUGAAGGAGUCCAACUCCCACCUCAGCACCUUCUGCUUCAGCAAGAUCGACAUAGGAGCCAAACCUCUGAGGGUCAACGGGGUCAAGGUUUACACAGAAAAUGUGGACAAGCGACAGAUCAUCAUGGACCUACAGAUCAGCUUUGUCGGGAACACCGAGAUAGAUGUGGACAUCAAACGCUACUACUGUAAAGCUGGCAUCAAGAGCAUCCAGAUCCACGGCGUGUUGAGGGUGGUGAUGGAGCCGUUGCUGGGUGACAUGCCUCUCGUUGGAGCUCUGUCUAUGUUCUUCCUGAAGAAGCCACUUCUGGAUAUAAACUGGACCGGCCUCACCAAUAUACUCGACAUUCCUGGACUCAACGGCUUCUCUGACAGUCUGAUUCAAGAUAUUAUCUACAGUUAUCUGGUUUUACCCAAUCGUAUCACCAUCCCACUGGUCGGGGACGUGGAGCUGGCCAAACUACGAUUCCCCAUGCCAAAGGGAGUCCUGAGGAUUCACUUUUUGGAGGCUCAGGAUCUGGAAGGGAAAGAUAAAUUUCUGGGAGGGUUGAUCAAAGGCAAAUCUGACCCGUACGGCAUCCUGCAGAUCGGCACCCAACUGUUCCAGAGCAAGACGGUCAAAGAGUGCCUCCAUCCCAAAUGGAACGAAGUUUACGAGGCAUUGGUGUACGAGCACUCGGGUCAGCACCUCGAGAUCGAGUUGUUUGACGAGGACCCGGAUAAAGAUGAUUUCCUGGGAAGCCUGAUGAUCGAUAUGACUGAGCUGCACAAAGAACAGAAGGUUGAUGAGUGGUUUGACCUGGAAGAAACCUCUACUGGGAAACUCCACUUAAAACUGGAGUGGCUCUCUCUGCUCUCCACUACUGAGAAGUUGGACCAGGUUCUGCGAAGCGUUCGCGCAGACAGAAGCCUGGCCAAUGACGGCUUAUCGUCAGCACUGCUCGUGGUCUACCUGGACUCAGCAAAGAACCUGCCAAGCGUCUUCACAGGAAGCUUAGGCUGUGGAAACUUAAGUGAGAGGAGAGCGUCUGGUCUAGUCUUUUGUGAGAGCGAUACCUCAGAGUAUAGAACAAUAUGUUCUGCAAAGAAGAGUAGCAGUGAACCCAGUCCUUACGUCCAACUGACUGUUGGACACAAAACACUCGAGAGUAAGAUCCGGUUCAAGACCAAGGAGCCCAUGUGGGAAGACUGUUUCUCAUUCCUCGUUCACAACCCCAGGAGGCAGGAGCUCGAGGUGCAGCUAAAAGAUGACAAGCAUAAAUGCACCCUGGGUAAUUUGACGGUGCCUUUGUGCAGCCUGUUGGUGGAGGAGGAGAUGACGCUGACUCAGUGUUUUCCUCUCAAGAACUCCGGACCGAGCUCCACCAUCAAACUGAAGAUGGCCCUGAGGAUCCUGUCCUUGGAGAAGCAGGUAUCCUCAGACCAGCCCUCCUCCGUCCAGGUCAGGAAGUCCAGCGUGCCGCAGCCGCCCUCGGCCCCCUCCCAGAGACAAUCAGAUUCCCCGCUCCCUCCUCCCACACCUCCGCCACCUAUCGACGCCUCCACCCUCAACCUCCAGCAGAGGGACGGUGAGCCGUACUCGGCCAGCCCGCUCCGCAGCAACUCCAACCUGAGCACCUGCAUGUCCAGCUCCCAGAAACACUUGCCCCACAAGGAGUCCACGCCCAGUCUGGCCUCGGAUAUCUCGCUGCCCUUCGCCACCUUGGAGCUCCAGCAAAGGCUCCGUCAGCUGCAGAAUGGCUCGGCCCCCAGCCAGUUCCCCCUGGGCGAGGUCCAGCUGACUGUCCGACACAGCUCUCAGAGGAACAAACUCAUUGUGGUGGUGCACGCCUGCCGUAACUUGAUCGCCUUCACCAAAGACAGUUCAGAUCCCUUCAUCCGCCUCUAUUUGCUGCCCGACAAGAGCCGGACAGGGCGGAGGAAGACCGGCACAAUAAAGCGGACCCUUAACCCUGUUUAUGAUCAAACGUUUGAGUUUAGCGUAUCCAUGGUGGAGCUCCACAGGAGAACUCUGGAUGUAGCGGUGAAGAACGGAGGGAGCAUUUUGUCCAAACACAAAGGGCUUCUGGGAAAGGUGUUGGUAGAUUUAAGUGGGGAAGACAUAUCCAGAGGAUGGACACAAUGGUAUGACCUGAGCGAAGACGGUUUGUCGUCUCAAGGCAUAAGAAACAUCCAGGACGGCCUCCUCACAUAGUGAGACCACCUGUGCGCUGUAAUAUCUUGUUAAUAGAAGGACACGUCAUUUCGUCGCAUCAUGUACAUUCUUCAGAUAGUUUACAGGACUUAUUUCGGCAUGCGAGAACCUUUUUUCUUCCUUUUUUUUUUUCUCCAGUCAACGAUCAAGAAUGGAAGACAUUGUAACAUAUUGAAAUGUGCUGAAAACACACUAACUGCUCUCUGUUCUCAGUGUUCUGUGUAAAUAAUCGAGUUGCUAAUAUAUAUAGUUACGAAGAUUUGCAGGGGUUUUCAUGGCAUUACGUUUCCUUAUAUUGAAAUGAAUUGUUGUUGCGUUCUGUCCGGUUCGUUAGAAAACUCGUACCAAAGGAAUGAAAUCACAAGCGUAGGCUUAAGUAGCAGUCUUGACUGAUAUUUUCUUUUCUUUUUCUUCUUUUGUCAUGCAGUGUUAUUUGAUCUUUUACCUCUUAUCGUUCUUUAUGCUUGAUUACGAACAAGGAAUGCACAUAUGCAAUGAAUAAAAGGAUCGCUCUGUAUAUUUUAAGAGGACUUUUGUGCAAUAUUGGAGUCUGAACAAACCUGGAAACAUUUUAGGGCUAAGAACAAGUGCUGUAUUAUAUUAUGGACAAUAUAAAGGAUACUUGAAUAAGAGUUUGGUUGUUGUUCGAGUUGAACAAACUGAUUAACACGAGCGGAGACAACGGUUAUUGCAUUUUUACGAAAGCAGGCCUGCGAGAAAAGUUGCGAUGUCAUAGGCUUGUACAUGUGAUGCCACGCGGUCAUAAACUGUCUGUCGGAGCGUUUAAAUACUUUUAUUGUUAUCUAUCCUGUGCCUUAAAAAAACGCUAUGUAAUUUUUUGCCUUCUUAACGUUGUUAUUAUUAUUUUGAAUGAUAUGAUGCCUCAUGGGUUUUGAAAAAUAAAUAGUUUCUCUU
Larimichthys crocea (large yellow croaker) is the source of this 4113-nucleotide messenger RNA. It is a transcript of the gene esyt2b, whose product is annotated as extended synaptotagmin-like protein 2b. Gene Ontology annotation, cellular component: endoplasmic reticulum membrane. The record is from RefSeq and is a predicted model, not a curated record. Gene Ontology annotation, biological process: lipid transport. Gene Ontology annotation, molecular function: phosphatidylinositol binding; calcium ion binding; calcium-dependent phospholipid binding. The coding region runs from base 505 to 3198 and encodes 897 amino acids. The transcript has 23 exons. Lineage: Eukaryota; Metazoa; Chordata; Actinopteri; Sciaenidae.